CCCCGGUGCAGGCAUGGCGGGCUGGGGGCGGCUGGCGCGGCUCGGCGGGCGGCUCUGGGCGGCCGCGGAGGCGCCGAGGGCUCCCGGCCACAGGGGGCAGCUGGGCUUGCUAGUCAGGCACACUAAUAGUGCAACGUGGUGGCACGAACAUCUUUCUGAAGAGAAUGUGGAGUUCCUGAAGAAGAUAACUGCGGAGGAAUACAAAGCUCAGACAGCCAGCAAGCUCUGCCCUCUGAAAGAUGAGCCAUGGCCACUGAAUGAGUGGACACCAGAUUCCAUCAGAGUUGGUGUUGUUGCAGUAAAACUGGGAAUGAUGCCAAUAUGGACCAAGUCAGGAAAAAAACAUGCUGUCACACUACUUAAGGUGCAGGAUUGUCAUGUUUUAAAAUACAUUUCAAAGGAAGAGUCGGGUGGAAAGACAGCUCAGCUGCUUGUUGGAGGCAAAAACGUAUCACCUUUUUCUAAACCAGAGUCUGCACAUCAGAUUUUUAAAGAAGCUGGAGUACCACGAAAGCAGAAAGUUACAACAUUUAAAGUAACAGAUGAUGCCAUAAUUAAGCCAGGUACUCCAUUGUAUGCUGCUCACUUCCGCCCAGGGCAGUUCGUGGAUGUUACUGCGAAAUCAAUUGGUAAAGGAUUUCAAGGUGUCAUGAAAAGGUGGGGAUUUAAAGGUCAACCUGCGAGCCACGGCCAGACAAAAACUCACAGAAGACCUGGAGCGAUAUCUACUAGUAAAGCUUCCAAAGUUUAUCGUGGAAAGAAAAUGCCAGGAAAAAUGGGUAACAUCUAUAGGACAUCUUUUGGAUUAAAGGUGUGGAGGAUCAACACAGUUCAUGACAUUAUUUAUGUAAAUGGCUCUGUUCCAGGUCACACCAAUUGUCUGGUGAAGGUCAGAGACAGCAAAUUGCCUACUUGCAAGGAAUACAAUAAAAACCCUCCGUUCCCUACGUUUUUUGCUGAUGGAGAUGAAAAACUACCAGAAGACCUUUUUGAUGAGGAAAUUUUCCAGUUCACGGAUCCAUCUAUUACAUAUACAUAAUGUUCUUCACGUCUUUGAAAACACAAUUUUGUUAUUUUCAUGAACUUUGCAAUUCUGUCUGAAAGAAAACCUAUGAAUUGCAGUCUGGCCAACUGAGUUAAACACUUCAGAUAUUGACAUUUUGGUCAGUUAAUCGGAUUUCCCACUCUCAACUUCAAACCUGUACUUAAAGCAACCGGUGAAUCUGAGGGACAGGUUGUAAAGCACACCAAACAGUGUGUCUUCAGUGAGCUUUUGUCCUUUGCCUCAGGCUGUGAAAACUUACACAUUUCUGAAAAACUGUUGUUUUAGAUGGUUCCAGUUCAUUUUCUAAAUGCUAACAAACUCGGUUUCUUUCUUAUGUAAAGUAUUCUGGGCAACUCUGAUCAAUUAAAAAAGGUUCCAAAUCUGCCUUGGCAUUGGGGGGGGGGGAGAUCUGUGAAGAAUAAUCCAAAAUAAAACAAGAAAAUUCAUUGCUCUGCAGCAGCACAAGCUUGGUUUGCUUCCUUCUUUUCCCCAGAGCUCUUUUUCUUCUUUUGCUUUAACAUUGUGUUAAUUGUAGCAGAUACCCAACAAAUUUUCUAGGAGGAGGAUGAUGCUGGCCAAGUGUAGGGUGAGGGGGUGUUUGGUUUGGAAACGUUCAGUAACAAAGCAGCACUAAGGCUGCAGUGGCCACCUGUUUGUUGCCUUUGCUAACAGCUUGUUCUGAUCUUAGCAGAGGGUCCCUUGAAUGCUCUCUGGAGAAAUAUCUCCACACCUACCAUUUUCUCUGUAUUGGAUUCCUAAGCUGUUACAGGAAAGCUAUUAUUAAGAAAGCAGGUAAAAUGUGAGGGAUUUGUCUUUAUGAUAGUGCUCAUUUUUCUUCUGCCCGACCUUUCAGUAGUAGCUGGAAUCAUUGCGCUCCUUUUAUUUUUCAUCUUGCAUGAUUUACUAUUUAUAAGUUUGAUCUUUUGAACACUGUAAAUCCUCUCACCAACAGAAGUAAGUACCUGCCUGUCAGUACCAUCCGAGCACUUGCAAGUCCUACAGUAGUUCAAGAACUUGCAGACAAGUUACCAUUAAUACUGUGGCAGUGCUGUCUACUUCUCUUUGCAGCUUCAUCACAAGACAUCAAACUCCUAAAGCCCUUACUAAUACUAUCCAAUUUAAAAGUCCUUGUGGUGACUUCCAAUCACUGAAGAUAUUUUGAUUUAUUUUUUUGUGAUUGCUUGAAGAAACCGCGUGCCAUCUUAUAAAGGCUCUGUAUAGCUGCUGGCUUGUAGUAGACUGGGAGUGAUCAUCAGAGACUGUGGUAUGGAAAUAUGAACUGGUGUAUAUCUGCAUUGUGGGGUAUCCUUUUUGCUCAAUUCAGUUGAAUAUAAAAUGUAAUUCAAAUAAGUGCACCACAAUGCUGAAGAAACAGCAGACAUGAUGCAAAAAGCAGGUAGCAAACACCAAGUGUUGUGUUUCGGCUGUGAUAUUGUUAGUGAGUGACACCUCUUACCUCUUCUAGAUAGUUACCAUUUCCUGAGGAGGAGAUUGGUUUUCAAUUUCUUGGUUGCAAAACAGAUUUUAAAAGUUACAGCUUUUCAGGUUUGCUUGCUGUGGAACACACGUAAAUCAGGGAGUGUCCCAAUAUGUAGCCCACUCUUCUGCUGCUCUGGUUUAGGGGAUAAUUCUAACACACAUAACCUUUUCUUGAGGAGCUUUGUUGUUGGUUUUUUGCUUUACUUGGUAAUUGACACUGGACUAUGACAGAGGUGACCAUACAGAGACAUAUCUUUUCGUAUUUGGUUUCUCAACCAGAGUAUCCUGGAUGUGGGAUCCUUUCCUGUGACUAGUUGUAUUUUGGGUUUGCUUUCAGCGUAUGCCUUGCUAAGUCCAGAGAAUCAAAUGUGAGCUCAAAGGGAGCCACAGGUUAAUAAAAGUAAAUUAAGGUGAGCUCUGUAUCCAGUAUUAUUUCAGUGUGAGGGGAAAAUUGACAACCUACUUUAAUUCCAUUUUCUUUUGUAAUAGAAUAACUUCUCCCAUUUUGGCAUAAACAGUGACACUCCAAUGAUCUGAUCCUGUUACUCUUUAGAUUCAUUGUGAUGAAUCUAAAUUGUGAUGAAUCCCCCCUUUACCCAGGGCAUGACUGCAGUCAUGCAGGGAAUUCUUAACUUCAUGUUGCCUUCCCUUUGUUCAGUUUUAAAAUUUCUGUUGAAACCUGUAUACUAUCAGAGUAGUCGUUGCAGUUUUGCUUUUGAAAUGCAUGGUGAGUGUGAGCCAUAUGAUCUUUCCAGAUGCUGCUUAUUCAGGUCUCUUUUUUUGUUGAGGUGUGCAAGGGAAACCUUUUCCAUCUUUGUUUAUCAAGAGUGCUUGAACACCAAAGAUGAGCUGUCAUAGCUCAAGUAAAGACUGAUGUCCCAAAGGUAAGUAUUUUCAGUAGAGCAAAUGCGGUGAGAUGGAUAAGAUCUCUUGAUGUGAGCUCAGAGUAGUGCAAUAUAGAUUGGAACAAAAACAUCCAUUAGACCCGUUCUUCCAUCAGGCACUGAAAGGCUUAUGGUGUUUUGUAUUUAAUUUUCCUUAUGCUCCCCAUCUCUGUUUACUGCUUUUCUGACUAAUAAAGGGACUUGGAGCAGGAGAAAGGCAGGCUGAAUUUAUUUCAAGGAGCAAAAUUGUAAUGGCACCAAAUGCUUUAAGCCCACGUACAAAUUUGCUUUUGGAUAAGGGUGCUUGAUUUUUUAAACAUUAUCAAAGGUGCUGGAGCUGAGUAUUCUGCUUCACUGCGGCUGAAGGUUGUGGCUAAUCGAGCAGGUGUGCUUUUAAGAGUCAAAUAAGAGCAGACAAAAUUAGGCAAAUAUCAGGUCCUCGUGUCUCAGAUAAGCCAGCAGUUUCUCAUGUAAAAGGAUGUGUUGAUUUUACUGAAAAGGCAAACUAAGGGCUCUGUUGCAAGUAGAUACCUGUGAGUUUUGUUGCUAUGUCUUGAGUAAUGACAGUUUAGAGCUGUCACGCAACAUUUGCUCAGGCAAGCAACAGCAACAAAAAUAAGUUCUUAUUCCAUAUUACCUGUAGAUUAUUAACAAAGAAGGAGCUGAACACGUAACCAGGAGUCUGAAUCCUGUAGGACAAUGUCCUACCCAUGUUGCAGUCUGUUCUGCUGCUUGAGGAAGUAAUUGUUGGCAAGCUCUACUACCACUGCCAUAACUUGUGAAAACUGCUAUGAGGUCUCCCCAGAGACUUCUCUUCUUCAGGCUGAACAACCCCAGCUCUCUCAGCCUGUCUCCGUAGGAGAGGUGCUCCAGCCCCUAACCAUUUUAGUGGCCUUUCUCUGCACUUGCUCCAGCACUGAGUUCUGUGUCCUUCUUGUGCUGUGGGUGAGGCACUGAGCCGGGGUUUGCAUGUCCAGGAGCUUGGUACCCCCUCUUUAGGCUGUUCUGUUUGUUUGGGUUAGUGGGGUGUUUUUAACAGCACUAACGUGCUCCUUUGGAGGAGGAUGUAGGGUUAAGCUUUAGCUGUAUCUGUGGCUUCAUGGCAUGACUGCUCUGAAAAAUAAAUUCUCUUCAAUAAUAACCCCUCUCAGUGGUUCUGUAGUAGUACAUGAAUAAACAGUGUCAAGCUUACAAUAUAAGUUGAAAGUAAAAAGGCAGCAGGAAGAAGAAAUCAAAACACUCAUCUAUCACUUGACAACAUAAUUGCAGUCAUUGAUGAUAAACAAGCCGAGUUUAUUUCCCUUCAAAUACAAUACUUUUAAGUACCAUUACUCUGUCAUUAUAUGAGACCAAUAAAUAUUUUUGUUUGCCAUUUA
Messenger RNA from Myiozetetes cayanensis, 4784 nucleotides. It is a transcript of the gene MRPL3, whose product is annotated as mitochondrial ribosomal protein L3. The transcript is spliced from 10 exons. Gene Ontology annotation, cellular component: mitochondrial large ribosomal subunit; ribosome. Gene Ontology annotation, biological process: translation. The coding region runs from base 14 to 1039 and encodes 341 amino acids. Gene Ontology annotation, molecular function: structural constituent of ribosome. Lineage: Eukaryota; Metazoa; Chordata; Aves; Passeriformes; Tyrannidae. The record is from RefSeq and is a predicted model, not a curated record.